AUGAUCCCAGGCUGGAUUGUUGAGCACCAAAAAUCGACAUAUUUGGUAUACCGGUGGCGUACCGAAAAGGCCCUUGAUUGGGGCCCAGGUGGUGGACCCGAUUUGAUUAUCGAUGAUGGUGGUGAUGCUACUUUUCUUAUCCAUGAGGGGAUUACGGCGCAUCCUCAAUCACGACACGAAGUCGUGCAACCGCGUGGCAGCAAAUCAGUGGCCCUAUUCAGUUCCAGCAGACCGCGCUUACGAAGAUUUGGACCAGAUCGGCUUUUGAGAAGCUGGACUCCAUUUAUGGGUCAUUUGAGAAGCCAUUGGAGAAGAAUGGGGGCUUUGGAACAGAAGGAAAUGGUAUUUAGCAUGGGGAGUUUGUCAAGGAUGAUAAAGGUUGUGUUAGAUAUUUUUGUCUACAUUAUUAUAUUAUAUUAUAUUAUUUACGACAAAAAAAUAAAAAGGACUCUGUAUAUGUUUCCUGGAAACUAACGAAUGAAAAAUGGGUCUUCUGGGUUGUGGUGGUC
Ziziphus jujuba (common jujube) is the source of this 509-nucleotide messenger RNA. RefSeq lists its product as uncharacterized. Lineage: Eukaryota; Viridiplantae; Streptophyta; Magnoliopsida; Rosales; Rhamnaceae. The record is from RefSeq and is a predicted model, not a curated record. The coding region runs from base 1 to 474 and encodes 157 amino acids. The transcript has 3 exons.